Cylicostephanus goldi is the source of this 648-nucleotide messenger RNA. The record is from the annotation of a GenBank genome assembly. NCBI's taxonomy places the organism in Eukaryota, Metazoa, Nematoda, Chromadorea, Rhabditida, Strongylidae.
AUGAACAAAUCGCUCAAAAGCAUCGAUAGAGCAUCGAUCGUUGCACGCCUUUUUCAUCCUCCCACCUCUGACCAACAGUUCACAUCAUGUGAAUGUUGUCUGCGCUGCACAUGUGCAGCUAUGAGAACCCGACUGCGAAUAAUAUAUUCACCUCCGCUCUGUCCAAAUGAAGCAUGUCGUCUACCUUAUAGAUGCGAAACAGUGCUAGCAUUAAAAGCGUUGUUUCCUGAGAGAGCGGCAUACUUCAGUCGUUUUGACUUGGAGUCACACUACUCGAUGGAAGCAUUGAAAGACGACAGUAUUACGGCUCACAGAAAAACUGUAUCAUCGGUCGGUUUGACAUGCACUGACGUUCCGGUUUGCGCGUUUAUGAAGCAGACCGAGGCAGAUUCGCUGCACAAACGUAAACACAAUGAAAAUGCCCGUUCGUCCAUUUGCUAUGUCGCAGCAGCUUGUUCUUGGGCAGCUUGGAAACCGUCUAGGCAUACAUCAUGUCCAAGUCUCUCGCUAGGUAGAUGGAGGAAGAAUACUGCAGAUGGGCUCCGGUUGCGCGGACUAAUGGUCGCAAUAUGGCACACUGUCUGUAUCUAUGUUCUCACAGGCGCUCAUUCGAGUGAAGCUGAGAAUGAGGAAGAAGCAGCGAGUUGA